Paramuricea clavata is the source of this 411-nucleotide messenger RNA. The record is from the annotation of a GenBank genome assembly. Lineage: Eukaryota; Metazoa; Cnidaria; Anthozoa; Malacalcyonacea; Plexauridae.
AUGGUUCUUCACUCUGAGGACAAGGUUCCUCACGCUGAGGACAAGGUUCCUCACACUGUGGACAAGGUUCCUCACGCUGAGGACAAGGUUCUUCACUCUGAGGACAAGGUUCUUCACUCUGUGGACAAGGUUCUUCACGCUGAGGACAAGGUUUUUAACCCUGUGGACAAUGUUCCUCACCGUGAGGACAAGGUACUUCACUCUGAGGACAAGGUUCUUUACUACGAGGACAACGUUCUUAACACUGAGGACAAGGUUAUUCACUCUGAGAACAAGGUACUUCACUCGGAGGACAAGGUUCUUCACUCUGACGACUAGGUUCCUCACACUGGGGACAAGGUUCUUCAAUCUGAGAACAAGGUUCCUCACACUGUGGACAAGAUUCCUCACUUUGAGGACAAGGAUAUUUAA